UCAUCAUUUGUGGGGGAAGAUGGAGAUGGGAAAUUGGUGGUGGAGAGUAAACACAUUCAAUAUAUCUCAAUUUUCACUUUCUCUCAUCACCACAACACCAACCACCAUUCUCGUUCUCAUUCUCACUGGUACAGUUCAGACAUUAAUGACCACCAUAUUUCAGAACUUCUGGGAGGAAUGAAUUUCAGAUUAGACUUGAAAUGGGUUUCUCCAAUUCAGUCUUCUAUAUUCACCAAUUCAUCAACAAACAGACAACAAUACCCACCUUCUGUAAGAGGCAAGGAGGUUUCUUGUGAAUCGGCAAGGGUGUGUCUAAUAUCUGUUAGUCCUGAUGAAAGUGAAAGUACUCUCACUAGAGAUUCUUUUAGGGUCUCCGCGUGUUCUUCAGCAGCUGUACAAAUUGUAGAAAAUAGUUCAAUAGAAAGGGAAGAAAUGAAGUUGAAAACUAGGAAAGCUCCCGGGAUAAUCAUGUACGAUCCAUUUCACAGCAUCACAACAUCUGUGCAAGAUGAGAGAUCUAUACUUAAUUCAAGUUUUCAUACAAAUAAAACAUCAUAUUUCGGUUUACUAGUGAAUAGUCUUGAGAAAGUUGAAGAAAUUUUUGUCGAUGAGGAACUCAUAAGAUUGGAGAAAGAUAUCAUGGUCCAAUUAGGAAGGCUUGGAGCUCUAAAAUUGUUCCAUGCCUGUCUAUCCAGGAACCUUAAAACAACCACAGCAACAACGCCGGCAGCAGCAACUUUAAAUAUGUCCGUACCACUUCCCGUAAUUCCUGAAGAUUCUCCAGUGAAUGGUGCCGCGAAUGAUGAAGUAGGUGAUGUAAUAACUGUUCGCUCUGGAAGAAAGGAGGAGAGAAUAUCAAAGAGGAAAAGAGCAUUAGAAAAUGCUGCCAAGCUUUCUUAUUUAUCACCAACUAUGAAAAGAAUUAGUAAGGCUAAUUUUUCGUCUAACAAAAGAAGUAAAGGAGUUAUUGUUGCUAAAAACGAAUCAGAAAUGUCAAGGGGUGUGAAGGAGGUUGUGAACUUGGAAAGAAUUAGAACGAUGCUCGAAGAAGAAACUGGGAGGGUGGCAAGCUUUAAAAGUUGGGCAGAAGCAGCCAGGAUUGAUGAAAGAUUGUUGAAGGAGCGUUUGCAUUUUGGUUGGUAUUGCAGAGAUAAACUUCUGAAGAGCACGCGUUCGUUAGUUUUGUUUCUUGCAAGAAACUACCGUGGAGUUGGAAUAUCAUUAGAAGAUCUACUUCAGGCAGGGUAUAUGGGUGUCCUUCUAGGCGCGGAGAGGUACGAUCAUACCAGGGGAUACAGAUUUUCUACCUACGUUCAGUACUGGAUCAGAAAAUCAAUGUCAGCCUACGUUGCACAAAAUUCUCGGGGGAUUCAACUACCUCCGACUCUAGCUAGAGCUAUAUAUCAGAUACAGAAAGCCAGAAAAACCCUUCACAGCCUAUAUGGGAGGUAUCCUGAUGAUAAUGAGAUUGCUACAUUUACGGGUCUGUCAUUGGCGAAAAUUCGAUUGGCUAGCAAAUGUCCAAGAAUUGUAGGCUCAAUCGAUCAGAAACUUGGAGAUGACAUAAAUAUAAAAUUUAUGGAAUUUACACCAGACAGAUCAGUGGAAACACCGGACGAGGUAGUGAUGAAGCAACAUAUGCAGAAAGAUGUGUAUAAACUAUUGGAAGACUUGGACCAAAGAGAAAAACAAGUGUUGAUUCUAAGACAAGGGCUUUGGGAUGGUCAAUGCAAGUCACUUGAGGAGAUAGGCAAGCUUUUUAAUGUUACAAAAGAGUGGAUUAGAAAGAUAGAAAAAUCAGCUUAUAACAAAGUAAGAAAAGAGGAAAAUUUAUCAAAUUUAAGCCAUUAUUUGGACUUGUAAACUUCUUCAGAAAAAUAAAUCACAAUAAUGCUUUACCGUUUCCAUCU
Messenger RNA from Papaver somniferum (opium poppy), 1910 nucleotides. Its product is annotated as RNA polymerase sigma factor sigC-like. Lineage: Eukaryota; Viridiplantae; Streptophyta; Magnoliopsida; Ranunculales; Papaveraceae. The transcript has 7 exons. Gene Ontology annotation, molecular function: DNA-binding transcription factor activity. The coding region runs from base 178 to 1863 and encodes 561 amino acids. Gene Ontology annotation, biological process: regulation of DNA-templated transcription; DNA-templated transcription initiation. The record is from RefSeq and is a predicted model, not a curated record.